GAGGGGAGGGAGCCGGAGCGGGCGUUGGGCACGCGCGUGGGGCGGCCUCUGGCUGGGAGGGGCACGCGUGGGCGGCUUCACCUCAGCGCCGCUGCCCUGCCCGCGCCUCAGCACAGCCCGGCUCGGCUCGGCUCGGCUCGGCUCAGCACAGCACAGCCCGGUACAGCCCGGCACGGCUCAGUACGGCACGGUACGGCACAGCACAGCCCGGCCAUGCCGCCACCGCCGGGCCAAACCCAGCUCCCGGACUGGGACGGCUUAAAGCUCCGCGUGCGGACCCUGAUCGCCUCCCACCGCGUGAUGAUAUUCAGCAAGAGCUACUGCCCCUACUGCAACCAGGUGAAAGAACUCUUCAGCUCCAUGGGUGUAGAGUACUAUGCUUUAGAACUGGAUGUAACAGCUGAUGGACCCAGUAUUCAGCAAGUAUUAGCAGAGCUAACUAAUCAGAGGACAGUGCCUAACGUAUUUGUGAAUGGAAAGCAUGUAGGUGGCUGUGACGCAACUUACAAGGCUUAUCAGAAUGGAACGCUGCAGAAACUUCUUGGGGAUGUCAAAGAUGCAGAAACCUAUGAUUACGACCUCAUUAUUAUUGGUGGUGGCUCAGGUGGACUUGCUUGUUCCAAGGAAGCUGCUACCUUGGGAAAGAAAGUAAUGGUAUUAGAUUAUGUUGUUCCAACACCUCUUGGAACCUCCUGGGGUCUUGGUGGCACCUGUGUAAAUGUAGGUUGUAUUCCAAAGAAGCUAAUGCAUCAAGCAGCACUUCUGGGGCAGGCACUCCAAGAUUCAAGGAAAUAUGGCUGGCAAUACGAAGAACAAGUUAAGCACAACUGGGAGAUCAUGGUAGAAGCAAUUCAAAACUACAUUGGUUCUUUAAACUGGGGUUAUCGAUUGUCCUUAAGGGAGAAAUCUGUGACAUACCUAAAUUCUUAUGGAGAAUUCGUUGAACCACACAAAGUUAAGGCAACUAAUAGAAAAGGACAAGUAACCUAUCACACAGCAGAGACUUUUGUCCUGGCAACAGGAGAAAGGCCUAGAUACCUGGGUAUCCCUGGAGAUAAAGAAUACUGUAUUACAAGUGAUGACCUUUUCUCCCUGCCUUAUUGUCCUGGCAAAACGCUAAUUGUGGGUGCUUCCUAUGUGGCACUAGAGUGUGCAGGAUUUCUUGCUGGUCUAGGUCUAGAUGUCACGGUAAUGGUGCGUUCCAUACUUCUUCGGGGCUUUGACCAAGAAAUGGCAGAAAAAAUAGGUGCCCACAUGGAAACACAUGGUGUAACGUUCAUCAGAAAGUGUAUACCUACUCAGGUCGAAAAGUUGGAGGAUGGCAUGCCUGGAAGACUGAAAGUGACAGCACAGUUUACUGAGGGACCAGAAACUUUUGUGGGAGAAUAUAACACUGUUUUGAUAGCUAUUGGUCGUGAUGCAUGUACCAGAAAUAUUGGUUUAGAGACGAUUGGUGUCAAAAUCAAUGAGAAGAAUGGGAAAAUACCUGUCAAUGAUGAAGAACAAACCAAUGUGCCUUAUGUUUAUGCUAUUGGGGAUAUCUUGGAGGGAAAGCUUGAACUUACUCCAGUUGCAAUUCAAGCAGGGAAACUCCUAGCCCGCAGGCUCUAUGGUGGUAGUUCCACAAAGUGUGACUAUAUCAAUGUACCAACAACAGUGUUUACUCCUUUAGAGUAUGGCAGCUGUGGGCUAGCUGAAGAGAAAGCCAUAGAAGAAUAUGGAAAGCAAAACUUGGAGGUUUAUCACAGUUUAUUCUGGCCACUUGAAUGGACGGUACCAGGUCGAGAUAACAAUACUUGUUAUGCAAAGAUUAUCUGCACUAAACACAACAAUAACCGCGUGAUAGGAUUUCACGUUCUUGGACCUAAUGCUGGUGAAGUUACCCAGGGUUUUGCUGCUGCAAUAAAAUGUGGUCUCACCAAAGAAUUACUAGAUGAAACAAUUGGUAUCCAUCCAACUUGUGCAGAGGUGUUCACUACGAUGGAUAUUACAAAAUCUUCAGGACAAGACAUCACUCAACGGGGCUGCUGAGGUUAAACCUGCUGUCUUACAUGUUUUCAUGUUGUGCACGCUUGGUUCUGUGGAAGCCCUACUACAUCCAACUGCUUUGGGGCAAAAUAAACAUUUGCAUCGGUACCACUGCUUGUAGUGCAGUGGGGAGUGGUGCUUUUGUGAGACUUCCUCAGUGAAUAGCGUUGCAAAUGGAAACAGUAAUACAGCAGGGAAAUCUUGAACAGUGAAUCCUGACUUUGCUUGGAAUUGGCACUAACGUGCUUUUAUGAUGUUAUGGCUCGGAACCUUAUUGUGAGGUGAGCUAUGACUGAUGGCUGCCACUCAAGGUUGGGAGAUUUAUUCGUCCAGUCAGAUGACUGAACUCCUCCUGAAGGAAAUUCUUAAGUUGCACAAAUUAAAGCUGACACUUCAAGGCUCCAGUAUCUUGUAUAAAUGCCUGAGGUAGAAGACAAAUAUGUAACUGAAUGAUUCUUGCCAACAGUUUACAGUUGACUGAUUUAUCUCUUUUUGAUGCAUUUUGCUUUACUUCAUUGUAUAUCCAUUUAUGGCAAGAUGGCACAAAUUGUAUGCAAGUGAUGAGCAGUGCAAUUAAAGUACUUGUAUCUCACUUCAAAGUAAUCUAGGACAUUGCUGCUGUUCACAUUCAUAGUUAUUUGACCUCAGGUGACAGUGUCUUUAAGAUGAAAAAUUGAAUGGUAGGAAUCUUGUGUGUCAGGGUUGCAGAGCAUAAAUGGAAGACCUCGUCAAUUUGGUCUUGCUGUUUAUGACUAUAUUUAGAGCUUAUAGUCUCGUAUUUGAUUUCAGCUCUGGUGUAAAACAUCACAGAACCGAGAAACUGUAAGUUUGUACUCUUAUAUGGAGUGUUGAAGCCCGGAAGGAAAAAUUUCAGAGCAAUCUGUCCCACUAAUGUUGUAGGUGCCUGCCAACAGUGGUAAUUGUAGAGAAUGUCUCUUUUGACUGUGUUGCAGCAGACAACAAUGACUUGAUGUGUUGUCAUGCUUUGUGUUGUGUUGUAUACAGUCAGUACUCUGAAGCUUUCUUCCACCACUGGCAUGCUGCUCUGGGGGAAUUAUGUUUGAAUUUGGCUCUUAGUUUUGUCCAAAAAUAUGUUUUGAAAUACUUUUUGAACACUGUAUGAUAGUAAAUAAACAGUUUUUAACUAUUUAAUCUAUGAUGUACCAUGGAAUUUGAAGUUCAAUAAACAACACAUACAGCA
Messenger RNA from Oxyura jamaicensis (ruddy duck), 3229 nucleotides. It is a transcript of the gene TXNRD3, whose product is annotated as thioredoxin reductase 3. Gene Ontology annotation, molecular function: flavin adenine dinucleotide binding; glutathione-disulfide reductase (NADPH) activity; thioredoxin-disulfide reductase (NADPH) activity. The record is from RefSeq and is a predicted model, not a curated record. The transcript is spliced from 16 exons. Gene Ontology annotation, biological process: glutathione metabolic process; cell redox homeostasis; cellular response to oxidative stress. Bases 214 to 2031 code for a protein of 605 amino acids. NCBI's taxonomy places the organism in Eukaryota, Metazoa, Chordata, Aves, Anseriformes, Anatidae. Gene Ontology annotation, cellular component: cytosol; mitochondrion.